Arctia plantaginis is the source of this 879-nucleotide messenger RNA. The record is from the annotation of a GenBank genome assembly. NCBI's taxonomy places the organism in Eukaryota, Metazoa, Arthropoda, Insecta, Lepidoptera, Erebidae.
AUGAUUUUGAAAUUAUUUUUUAUGUUAGUGUUAUUAGAUAUAGUGAAAGCUAAAGUAUCCAUUGAAGUUGAUGUAAGUAAAACUGGUAAUGUCACACUAACUCAUUCAGGGAUAGAAGUUAACGUCAUAACAGACGACGAUAUUAGACAAUUUAAUCUCAAAGAUGCAAAUUUAAAAGCAGCAGUGAGCAAACAUUAUAAAAGUGGAAAACCGAAAAACGUUUAUCUCAAAAGUCCUACGCCCUGGGGCGAUUUAUAUAAGACUUAUCAUUGGGAGCAAGUGUCAAGAGUGCUGUCGAUUAAAUCUGUAAGAGUAAAGAACCUCACUAAAAAUCCUAUAAUAGUGAUGUCCCAAGACUUCGAGAAUCUAUCAACUCAACCAGUAAAAGUCAACACGGGGAUUUCACAUACAAUUGAGAAUACACUAACAACGUCGUGGUCAAAAAAUCAAGAAUUUACCGUGUCACAAGAGAUUUCUUACGAUGUAAAUUUAAUUUUUGCUAAAGCAUCUGGUACCACUGGCUUUUCUUACACUACGAAUUGGGGAGUUAGUGAGGAGAAAACGAAAACUGAGACUGUCGGUGCAAAUACAGGUAUGGAGACUGAAUUAAAGCCGGGGCAAGCGGUGACCGCUGUCCUUUCAGCAACCGCUGGUUUUCUGGAGAUAGAAGUGAUACAUAAAAUGUCUUUAAGAGGAAACUUGGCAGUGAAUUUCAGGAAUCCCUUUAAGAACCAUCAUUUCUGGGGUCCUCCUAUACUGUCUGUUUUAAGGAGUGGGGGUAUGGCUACUGAAAAAACUACAAUAGAGACAAUUAAAUUCGGUUAUCAUGUUGAUGCUUCACUUAAAGUUUUUGACAAAAAUACUGGACUGCCUCUGUGA